Messenger RNA from Trichobilharzia regenti, 3819 nucleotides. Lineage: Eukaryota; Metazoa; Platyhelminthes; Trematoda; Strigeidida; Schistosomatidae. The record is from the annotation of a GenBank genome assembly.
ACAUUGCGUAAGGGUUUCUCUGAGCAGGAGGUGAACCAGUGGUCUGAGCGCGGAAUUUAAAACUCUGUUGAGUGUGGAUGCAGCUUUGGAAUUUACCACAUCUGUUUUCGAGAUUGUAAACUAUGAAAGUCAGAAUUAGAGGCUUCAGAUGUCGGCGUGUUUUACUUCUUAUCUCUACCAUAUUAAUUGUCCUGCUUUUAACAAGUUUUCUGGCUUCCCUGUUUGACGAAACAGACAAUAAGUCAUCUGCAUCGAGUUCAAUAUCAUCGAAAGUUGCUCCCGUAGUCAACCAUCCGGAAAGUGAACAAGAUCAUCAAAUUCAAGCACCUGUUCAAGUACCGCCAGUUAUAAGCAGUGAUGAAAAUGUUCUACCGAAAAUUCCUGUUAAACAAUCUCCUGUUUCUGAAUCGCCUUCCUCACUUAACGUUUUUAAGCUGGGGACACCAGUUACCCAGGAUGAAACUCAAGGUGGAAAUCCCUCCAAUAUAACAGUCUCUAAAAUGCGUGAUAAAGUCAGGGAGAUGAUGAAAUUUGCUUGGGAUGGUUACGCCGCUUAUGCGUGGGGAAGCAAUGAAUUGAAACCUAUUUCGAAAUCAGGUCAUUUACCAUCUGUACUUGGUAACAUACCACUUGGCGCUUCAUUAAUUGACGGUCUGGAUACUUUGUACAUGAUGAACUUAAAUAAGGAAUUCAAUGCUGCCGUUGAGUGGAUUGAAAACAGUUUGGAUUUUUCUCAACCAAGUGUUGUAUCGGUGUUUGAAUUCAAUAUCAGGUAUCUUGGCGGUCUGUUGUCAGCUUAUACAUUCGCUAGAAAACCUAUUUUGCUUAACAAGGCAGUGGAACUUGCUCAGCGUCUGUUACCUGCAUUUGAAACACCAAGUGGAAUUCCAAUGAGUUUAGUCAAUUUGAAGACAGGAGAUAAACGAAAUUUCAUUUGGGCAAGCUCUCGAUGUUCCAUUCUAUCGGAAUUCGGCACCUUACAUAUGGAAUUCAAAUAUCUUUCCGAGUUAACCGGUAAUCCAGUGUAUGCAGAAAAAGUAGAUAAUAUUCGCAAGAUUUUGCAAGAAGUCGAUAGACCAAAUGGUUUAUUUCUUAACUAUAUGGAUCCUCAUACUAAAUCAUGGUGUGGUAAUGAAGCUGGUUUAUCUGCAUUAGGCGAUUCAUUUUAUGAAUAUUUAUUGAAAGAAUGGAUUCGAACUGGUUAUCGUGAUAAAAAAGCUCUUGAAUUAUAUAAUUCUAGUUUGGAGGCAUUUCAACGUGUAGGCUUAUUUCGUAGGAGUUCACGUGAUAACCUACUGUAUGUUGGCAAUUACAAAAUUGGCAGUGUGACUAAUUCAAUGGAUCAUCUGGCCUGUUUUGUUGGUGGUAUGCUUGCACUCGGUGCAUCCGAUAAAAACGAUCCUUGGUUUCAACGUGGUGUUGAAGUUACAGAGACCUGUAGAAGAAGUUAUGCAUCUACUUCACUGGGUCUUGGUCCAGAAAUAUUUUCAUUUACUGAAGACUUAUCUGCGAUUGCUAUUUCUAAGUCUCAUAAGCAUUAUCUUCUACGUCCAGAAACAGUGGAAUCAUACUUUUAUUUAUGGCGUUUCACUAAAGAUCCAAAAUACCGUGAUUGGGCAUGGGAUGUUGUCCAGGUAAUAUUAAAAGUUUCAUAAAAUACUGCAUAAGUAUAAAAUUUUCGUUUUGUUUACCCAUAUCCGUGUACAAUUUAACUGUUAGUUCUCCACAUGUGUGUCAUGAUUUGUUUACAUUCAUGUUUGAAUCUUAUUUUGUGGCUUAUCCUGUGAGAUUUGGAUUUGAUCCUGAUAGAAUACGAGGACGCAUUGCACAAGUUCUCUUUCAUUUAAAACAAGUGUGAUUGACUAGUGAGAGUAUGUACAAGCUUUAUGAUAGACAAUUGGGGAAUACUUCCAUAUUAAUUUGUUUAUUAGAUAUAUCAUUCGGUGAAACAGUAUUAUUUGCUAGAUGAUGUUUCGAACAUAAUUUAUUGUUCGUAAUCCUAUCACUUACGUCAAGUCAGUUCCUCCACAUGGUUCAAAGACUUCCGACUUUUAUCAACAACCUACCUUCUCUGCGUACUGAAUAUCAGCAGAUAACAACAAGGAACUCUGGGAACAAACAAACCAAGAACCUAUCUCCAAACAAAUAAGCCAAAAGGAUGGAUUGGAUGCACACUUCGAGGAGACCGUUGAGUGGAACCUGAAUGGGAGACUAAGAUUUGCUUGUCUAGGGUGACAGGGAAGUGACUGUGUGAGAAGGAGAUGAGAGCUCAUCGACAGUCAUGAAUACAAAUAAAGAAGAGUGAAAAGAACAGGAUGAAACGGAGAUGUCUUAUAUGUGUUAUGUUCCACUCGGAACCUAAUGGAAUAAUAAUCAUGGAUAUAUAACUGUAGAACCUGGUGAAUAAGUUAUCGGGAAGAAUAUUCUUUGUUCGCCAAUCAGUUGUGUGCAAUUCUUUGUAUGUCUUUUUCCGUCAGGUUUUUUUCCCAGUCAUUUGGCUUUAAGGUUAGUGAACAUCUCUAAGAUCUGCUAUUCAUUAGGCUAUUAAGGCCAUAAAUAAUGACCUGUGUGACCAUUGCCUAGUGGAAAUCAUGUUGUAAAUAUUAUAACUUUUAGGUCUUGAAUGCGUGUUGAAAUCUUUCGUUUAAGUGUGUAAUGUGAUUACUUGAUUAGGUGACACAAUAUUGUUAGUUAUCAUAUAAAUCAUCAUACUGUCUCAUAAUUUUUAGCUGUCAUGUGCAAGGUGUACGCGCUGGUGUGGGGAAAGUUAUGCUUACUGCACUUUAUUUUCUACUGAUACAUCUCUUUUAAAAAUAUUAUACAACUUUUUAUUUCAGGCUCUUGAUAAAUAUUGUCGUACAGGAGCAGGCUUUUCCGGCAUUGAAGACGUCUACUCUUCUCAACCUGAAUACGAUGAUGUUCAACAAUCCUACUUCCUAGCAGAAACAUUGAAGUAUCUUUAUCUAAUAUUUUCUGAGGAUACUUUAUUGCCACUUGAUAGAUGGGUGUUCAAUUCUGAAGCACAUCCGCUACCUGUUCAAAAUAAAGUUAAACUUACUGAAGUCCAGUAAUUUAAUAUUUUUCAAUUUUACAGUUGGGAUUGAUCUCUUUAUGCUUCAUGUUCAUAAUUUUUUUUUCUCAUAUUGUUUUUAUUUUGCUUCCAUUGACCUGUGAGUUAUGUGCAAUGAGAAGAUGUUUCAUGUAUAUCUUAUGAAGUGUUCUGUGAAUAGAAUAAACACUUUUCUACUGUUUAGCAAAUAAGAUUAUCAAAAACAUAUAGAAAGUAAAUAAAACUAGUCCUAUUAUAAAGUAAUAGAUGUUCUUUAUUUUAACUGAAAAGUUUCUCGGGUCUUCUGGAAUCUCGCCUUUCCCCCUCUCUCUCUCUCUCUCUCUUAUGCUUCUGUCUUCAUAAUACCGUAUUAAUGUUGUCUGUUCUUCUUGUCAAAACAGUCUGUGAUAUUUUCCAAUGGCUAAUGGAAUAUCUGUUUCAGCACCACUCUCUUCUCAUUCUGAUCACAUUCUCUUAAUAUUGUUAUUUCCUGUUUCAUCUAUAGGUAUUCUCUGUCUUAUUUCUUCUUACUUUUCUCUUUUUUGGAUAAUUGUCCAACAUCUUUAGAGAAAGCAGUAAUUUAUUCGUUCGUCAUCUUUCUUGCUGUUUUUUUCCUGUGUAUUCGCACUGUUCUGUGUUAUAUUUCUUGUUCAUAUAUGCACAAAACAUAAACUGAUUGGUUCUCUUUUUAGUUUUUUUUGUUUGAAUAAUUGAUGUUUUAUCUUGUUUCCAGAGUGUAUAUAUUUCAUUCGGAAUAUAAGUUUAUCACG